Phycomyces blakesleeanus NRRL 1555(-) is the source of this 729-nucleotide messenger RNA. RefSeq lists its product as hypothetical. The record is from RefSeq and is a predicted model, not a curated record. Gene Ontology annotation, cellular component: nucleolus; preribosome, large subunit precursor. The transcript is spliced from 5 exons. Gene Ontology annotation, biological process: maturation of 5.8S rRNA; maturation of LSU-rRNA. The annotation marks the transcript as partial. NCBI's taxonomy places the organism in Eukaryota, Fungi, Mucoromycota, Mucoromycetes, Mucorales, Phycomycetaceae.
CAGUCUGACGAGGUGAUCUGGAACGUUAUCAACCAGCAAUUCUGCUCGUACAAAGUCAAGACCGUCAACCAAAAUUUCUGCCGAAACCAGUACAAUGUAACCGGUCUUUGCAAUCGUCAAUCAUGCCCACUUGCCAACAGUCGGUACGCAACGAUCCGUGAAGAAAAGGGUAUUAUCUACCUUUAUAUGAAAACACCUGAACGUGCACACUCACCUGCAAAAAUGUGGGAGAAGGUGAAGCUAUCCAAAAAUUACGCACAAGCAUUAGAGCAGAUUGAUAAUGCAAUGAUCUACUGGCCCAAUUUCCUUCAACACAAGUGCAAGCAGCGUUUAACAAAGAUUACACAAUACCUCAUUCGCAUGCGUAAAUUGAAGCUUAAAGAAGCUGACAGACCACAGUUGAUUGGUGUAAAGAGAAAGUUGGAGAAGCGCGAAGCAGCACGCGAACGCAAGGCAGAGGCAGCUGCACGACUAGAGAAAUCAAUUGAAAAGGAAUUGAUUGAGCGAUUAAAGAGCAAGGCCUAUGGUGACGCACCCUUGAAUGUCAACCAGGAGCUCUGGCAGAAGAUUCUUGAUCAGGAUCUUGAGGAUGCUGAGGAUGAGGAGAGUGACGAGGAGAACGAGGAAGAAGAGGAUGAGGAAGAAGAAGAGGAUGAGGGAGGAGAUAUUGAAUAUGUAUCUGAUCUGGAAGAAUCUGACAUUGAAGAUAUGGAAGACGGUUUUGAAUGG